Cylicocyclus nassatus is the source of this 515-nucleotide messenger RNA. The record is from the annotation of a GenBank genome assembly. Lineage: Eukaryota; Metazoa; Nematoda; Chromadorea; Rhabditida; Strongylidae.
AUGUCAGAGUAUUGCACAGUUAUCGGAUUUAAGUCGGACCAAUUCCUGGUUGCAGAUUACUCACUGAAAAACUGUGUUUACUUCAUCCAUUGGAUUGAAACUGACAAGACUACUACAUUGUUAUGUAUCGUCACGAGCACGGCUGACGAUAGCAAACCAGACGUUAUACUUUGCAUAGCAGAAGACAACUAUUAUCGUCAAGGGCUGAUAACUGGCAUAAGCAAACUUUUUGCGAAAAGCGAAAUGAAAGCAAGCACAGCCAGAAGUAAGAUCUAAGACAUUGGUAUCGUAUCUAUGCUAUACAAAUUGGGGACAGAUGAAUGAAUGGUUUUGCAUGUCAAGCAUCCAAGAAGUCGAGUAGUUGUUGUAUGGCAUGUGGAAUGUAAUGUUUACGACAUUAUUAUAUUUCUGUCAAUGAAGGAAUUUCAUGUAUGAUGUUUCGUUAUUACUGUAUAUUGUUUUCUAUUGGAAUCUUUGCUGCUUAUGUACAAUAUUGUUCACUGAUAUUGGUCUGC